Letharia lupina is the source of this 609-nucleotide messenger RNA. RefSeq lists its product as uncharacterized. NCBI's taxonomy places the organism in Eukaryota, Fungi, Ascomycota, Lecanoromycetes, Lecanorales, Parmeliaceae. The coding region runs from base 1 to 609 and encodes 202 amino acids. The record is from RefSeq and is a predicted model, not a curated record. The transcript has 2 exons.
AUGGCUGAGCUCGAGUUGAGGGGAAAAGGCUGGCGAGAUGGCACAGGGCUGGGGAAGAGAUUGAAUCGGUUGAAACAUGCGACCGUGGCUUUUCGACCUCUGCCGCAUAGCGCUUCUCAGCCUCCUGAAGACGGAUUGGAAACUCAGAUUGCCCAACCUCCCUCGCACCGCCUCAGGCCCAACAUCACUCCCAUUCUCAGACAAACAAUCACGGGCACGCAACAUCCGCGACCGCACAACCCAAACAUCCGUCAAUUGCACAUUGCGAAGCCUACCGUGCCAUCAACGGCAGACGUCGGUAGUGAGGGCGAAUCCGUCUCGGAGAACCCAAAAGUAGACUCUUCAGACAGAAAGUCCAUACCGGCUAUCUGGAAACCAGUCAUUGACGCCUCGAGUGCUUGGUUCCAUGACGGUGAGAGACGAUGGCGAAGGGGAUUGCGGUACUCGAACGGUGAAAUGCCGCGGGAUGCGGACGGUGUCAAUCGAGCCGUGCAAGCGUGGACUCGGAAGAAGCAGAGCGCGGAUGCUGCGAACCUACCGGAAACUGUCAAAAAGGCCUGCAAGCGCAAGUCUGCUUUCCUCAGGAACCUGGAACACGAUGGACCCUAG